AUGUUAAUUAGUUUAAUAAUAAGUAUAUGUAUAUACGCACUGAUAACAUAUUAUGGAAAAGAAAAAGGUCUAGUAAUUUUGGUAAGUUAUAAUAUAAUACGGUAUUUAUUCAAUGUAACAGUUGACGCGAUUAAUACUGUAAAUUAUGAAUCUACUAUAAUAGGCAUGAUAGUUACAUACGGCUUAUAUGUAUAUCGUAACUAUUUUCAUAAAAUUAGAAAAGCAGUCUAUUAUUUAUACACUCUUCCGCGUGGUGUUCUUAAUUUCUUUAUUCCUUUACUUCCAGAAGUCUUAGUUAAUAUUUUAUGGUUGAAAGAAUAUACUUUAGCAACACUACUAGGAUUUAUUUUUAACUUCAUUUAUAACGUAACAACGGAUCUUAUCUCACUUUAUUGUAAAUAA
Molecule: messenger RNA, 402 nt
Organism: Theileria parva strain Muguga
Lineage: Eukaryota; Apicomplexa; Aconoidasida; Piroplasmida; Theileriidae
Exons: 1
Coding region: 1-402 (133 amino acids)
Source: RefSeq, a predicted model, not a curated record